Chaetomium strumarium is the source of this 2839-nucleotide messenger RNA. RefSeq lists its product as uncharacterized. The record is from RefSeq and is a predicted model, not a curated record. The transcript is spliced from 3 exons. Gene Ontology annotation, cellular component: MBF transcription complex; SBF transcription complex. Bases 127 to 2646 code for a protein of 839 amino acids. NCBI's taxonomy places the organism in Eukaryota, Fungi, Ascomycota, Sordariomycetes, Sordariales, Chaetomiaceae. Gene Ontology annotation, molecular function: transcription coactivator activity; DNA binding; protein binding.
CGUUUCGCACGAGAGUGUGAUAGCUCUUGUACUCCCGGGGUUGUGUCUGCAUUGAUUCCGAACCCUCUUUGAUCGCCCUGUUCUUCACACGGACUCCCUGCCUCCGGUGGGCGUGAAUCGACCGACAUGCAGCCGGCGCAGAUACCCGGUGGCUCGCAGUCGCAGCAGCACCCGCAACAAUCACAACCAUCCUCUCAGCAAUCAUACCCCAUGAGCCAGCCGUCCUCUCAAACGACUGGCUACCGUCACUAUGCCGACCUGCCCCAGAAGCCGACAAAUGAUCCCGACAUGGGAAUCUACUCGGCGGUGUACUCGGGUGUCAAUGUGUACGAGAUGGAAGUCAACAAUGUCGCCGUGAUGCGGCGCCAGACCGAUGGUUGGCUCAAUGCGACUCAGAUCCUGAAGGUGGCGGGAGUGGAUAAAGGGCGCCGCACUAAGAUCCUGGAGAAGGAGAUCCAAACGGGGGAGCACGAAAAGGUUCAGGGCGGCUACGGCAAGUACCAAGGCACGUGGAUCCCAUUCGAGCGCGGCGUCGAAGUCUGUCGGCAGUACGGUGUUGAGGAAAUCCUGAUGCGGCUCCUCACGCACAAGCGCGGGCAGGAGGGAGGCGCGGAUGUCGACACGCCAACCAAAGAGCAGGCCAUGGCGGCUCAGAGGAAGCGCAUGUACAACGCGAGCUCGCAGGAGAGCCGCGCAAAUGGGCUUUCCGGAACUUUCUUCAAAAACAUUUCCUCCACCGCAUCGCACGCAAUCAAUGCCAUCAGCAAGGCCCGACUAGACUCUCCCGGCCCCAGAAACCGCAGCGGCCCCACGAGAGCGCCCAGUUUCAACCGCCAGUCCUCGAUGCAGGAUGCGAACGAUUUCCCACCUAAUUCCCAGCAGAGUUUCGUCUCCGACUACAAUCACGCCGAUUCGGCAUUUGCAUCGCAGACCACUCAGCCAGCCGCAGACGGGGAGCAGCCCCCGCGCAAACGGCAAAGGGUCCUUACUCCUGCCCAUAGUUUCGGCGGCUUGACGCCAUCCUAUCCACAGCCAGACGGGUACGCGGCGGCUUACCCAGGCUCGCCAACAGAGCCGAACGAGUCGUUCAUCUAUUCUCAAGCAGGUGUCCACGUCGAGCGGGAGCCGAACUACCCUCCCGGGCCACUCCGUCCCCUGCCGCACGACAUGUCUCGCGAGGCCGAGGCAACGCGGAGUAUGCUCAUGGGGCUGUUCAUCGAUACCCGCGACCCAGAUGAGACAAAAAGAAACACGCUCCGCAAUAUGACCCCUCAGGAGCUCGAUACCCCCCUCGAUAACCAGAGCCACACGGCCGUGCACUGGGCCGCGACGCUUUCCCGCAUUCCGCUCCUGCAAGCCUUCAUUGAGGCCGGCGCAAGCCCAUUUCGCGUCAACAGGCAGGGAGAGACGGCGUUGAUGCGGGCCUGCGGCGUGACCAACUCCAUGGACAGCAACUCAUUCCCCGAAUUGCUCGACCUCCUCGGCGGCACCAUCGACGUGAGAGAUGACAAAGGCCGCACAGUGCUGCACCAUAUCGCCGUUUCUAGCGCCAUCAAGGGAAGGAAUCAAGCGAGCAAGUAUUAUCUAGAAAGUCUGUUGGAAUGGGUCGUGCGACAUGGCAGUGCCCCGAGCAGCCAGACGGCCCCUGGCGGCAACGGCCUCACGGCACCAAGGAUGGGCAUCGGUCGCUUCAUGAGCGAAAUCGUCAACAUGCAAGACAACAGUGGUGACACGGCGCUAAACAUUGCUGCCAGGAUUGGCAACCGCAGCAUCAUCUCGCAGCUUCUUGAAGUCGGUGCAGACUCCACGAUUGCCAACCGCGCAGGGCUCCGGCCACUCGAUUUUGGCAUCGGCGCCGAGGGCGGGGACCAGCGAAAUGGGGACCCGGCGGACAGAAACGGCGAGGCGCAACGGGCGAGCCAGAAGAAUCGAGAAAACAGCGAGGAGGUGGUGAACUCGAUCACGCACCUCGUCAACGAGUCCUCGUCGCUCUUCCAGAACGAGCUCAAGAAGAAGCAGGAGUCCAUCGAUGCCCUGCACAGCUCUCUCCGGACCACAUCAGCCCAGGUUGGCGAGGCCCGCCGCACGCUGGAAGCCCUGCAGGAGAAGCUCAAGGCGCAGCAGCUCGCCAGGCAAAAGGUGUUCAACCUGAGCAGGGCAUGCCAAGACGAGGAGUACCGCCUCGUCCAGCUCGAGCAGCGGCACGGCCCUCUGGAUGUGGCGCGCGCCAACGCCUGGGAGCUGGAGCUGGAGAUGGUGCUGGACGGAGUUGCGGAGACAAUCCACAGGGGAGCACAGCAACAACAACAACCCACGCCAACGCCCGAGACGGCAGCUAUGAACGGCGGUAUGCCCUCGCCGGAAGAGCUGAUCGCGAGGCUGCCGAGCACCGCCGUGCUGCGGGCGCGGGUCAACGCGCUCCGCGAGCGCUCGUCGCACACGCAGAGGGCCGUGGAGGCGCUGCGGGCGCGCAGCAAGGACCGCGAGCUCAAGUACCGGCGGCUCGUGGCGCUGUGCACGCACCGGCCCGAGUCGGAGGUGGACACGCUGCUGGACACGCUGACCCGGGCGGUCGAGUCGGAGAAGGGCGAGCUUGAGAUUGCGCGCGUCAGGAGGUUCCUGGGCGGUGUCGAGGGCGUGGCCUGACGCGUGUCCCUGCUUGAAGUGGUGUAUGGUUGGUUUGGUUUGGUUUGAGGGCUGUACAUAGUACGGGCACGUUGUCGGAGGAUUUGGUGGGCUGGCCUUUGUCUCUGUCCAGCAUCUUGCGGCCUGCGCUGUUUCUCGCCUUGUGGGCGGGUGGACGUGGGAUACGAUACCUUUGCAAUUGACUGCAGCAUUG